AUGCCCUAUCGCGACACACAUCGAUGUCCUCACGCGCUCCCAUGGGCCUACUGGGCCAUCUUUGGCCUCUACGAGCCCCUCCUCGCCGUCUCGGGCUUCCUCGGUGCGAUCGUGAAUCCCAAAAAGGCGCACGACAACCAGGCCCCUUGGCCCGCGGGCGUCGCGCCCCCCGAGCCGCUCACGGCCGCGACCCAGGUCACGAUCCUCCAGCUCGCGCACGUCGUCGGCCUGCUCGGGCUCAUCAACUUCUUCGUCCUCGGUGCCGCGCGCAAGUACCUCGGCGCGCACCCCGUCCUCCAGGAGAAGAUCGUCGGCGCGCUCCUCACCCCGCUCCUCCUCGCCGACGUCGUCCACAUCUCGAUCACCUGGUGGGCCCUCGGCGAGAGCCGCUGGCGCGUCGCCACCUGGAGUAGCCUCCUGUGGAUCACUUUCCUCACCGGGUUCAGCCUCCUUGUGCCCCGCGUCGCCUGGCACAUGGGCAUCGGCCGGUACGUGGACAGCAGGGACAGCGGCGGGAGAAGGGAGAUCAAGGCCGUUUGUUGA
Molecule: messenger RNA, 543 nt
Organism: Epithele typhae
Lineage: Eukaryota; Fungi; Basidiomycota; Agaricomycetes; Polyporales; Epitheliaceae
Exons: 2
Coding region: 1-543 (180 amino acids)
Source: RefSeq, a predicted model, not a curated record